AUGGCCCUGAGCCUGGGCAAUCCUCGUGGAUGGACCGUCGACAAUGUUGCUCAAGCACCACCAGCAUCAACCCAGGCGCCCGCCUCUUCUGCUCAACUGGAGGCGCGCGAAGGCCCCGCUCCCGCUCAAUGGCAAGCGGUGAAGGAGGAGAUCAGGAUCCUUUAUGAGAAGCACCCCUUGAGAGAUGUCAGGAGAAUACUAUUAGACCGGCACAAUUUCCGCGCAACGGAGCGGAUGUAUAAAGCCCGACUGUCGCAGUGGGGAAUCACUAAGAACUACUCCGACAAGGACUAUCAGAUAUGUGCGGUGCUGCACCACACCCGCCAAAAAAGCGGUAAACGUUCGACGGCGUUUGUGAUCCAUGGCCACAAGCGCUCUCUCAAAGACCUUCACAAAUACAUCAAGGGCCGGAAGAUGACCGAGGAGGACUUCCUCGCCUCUGCCCUUGCCAACGUCAAAUGUAGUUCUGCCGCCGACCAACAACACGAGCAAUAUGCUCAUGUCCGAGCCUAUACUCCCGAGCCUGAGGCAGAGGCCGAAGAAGCACCGCCUCCGUCAUCCACUCCCACCAGACCACCGCCGGCCGAGAUCGCAGCAAAGGAUUCGCCUAGGGCAGGAGGAGCUGCGUCAGAGUCGGUCUCAAGUGCCCCAGGACCAGCCUCGUGUGUCACAGCCCCCACCUCGGCAUUCGCCCACCAUCAUUCCCCUGCUAGUCCUUCGCUGAGGUGGUCACCCCACCACGCAGCCUCGCCAUAUUUCCCGCUGACCGUAUCACCGCCUCAAGGGCGUGGUCCUUAUUUUCCUUCCCAAGGAAGCGCCACCACCACUGCUACCACGUACUCGCCGGAUACUUCACCAUCUUCGUCGUCACGCGCCCAUGUCGUCUCUUCUCCGGAAGAUCGCCCCUUGUCGGCGGCUCGGUCAUAUACUUAUCCUGCCGCCAACGAAGCACUGGCCACCGUUGAAGACCAGGUGCGCCAUGCUGGCACUGUCUAUGACACCAGCCCCGCCAUGCCUUGCAGCCAGUUAGGCCGAGACGUUGAAUACAUGGCCCUGCAACUGGUCGAUGCCCCGUCGUUGAAGUCACUUUGCGGGCACGAUGACAUCCGGAGCUGGGCGCUCUUGUUCACCGACAGCUCGUCCGAGGACUCGAUGGAUUAUGAACAGAUCUGUCCGACGUGCCAUGAAUCCACCCGAGAGCACUUUAUCAGUCUACCGAACCUGGAGAUGCCUCAUUUACCUCGCAACAUUUUAAAUGCCACGCAGGAUCUCCCGGAAAGUACCAUCUCGAUCCCUGCUAGCUCGCGAGGCCACCAGCAUUCGUGGAAGUGGGUCGCACGGUGCUUCGCCGCCUGCAUCUAUCUGCGACGGGGCAACCAUACGUUAUCGCAACGAAGCCUAGCCGAUGCCGACGCCGAAUUUAGAAAGAUGCUCGUCCCACGACAAGAUCCCAAAGUCUUGUUGGCGCUCAAUCAGACAUUACAGAUCCUGCAGAUGCACGACCAAGGCGAGAUCACCAAGACGAUCAUGCAGAGUGCGUAUCUGGUCGCGGAACGGUUAUUGGGGCCGAGCCACCCGCUCGCGACCAUUGUGCGGUGGAUGGUCUACGUGGCGAAUGGACAGAUGCGAAACCGCGACAUCACAAGCCAAACGCUCCACGAGGUGCACGAGCAGUUUGUCCAGCAGCACGGCCCGGAAGAUCCCCGGUCCAUCGCGUCCAAGUAUUGUUACGGAUUCAUGUUGAAUGUGGAGUGGAAUCUGCCCGAAGCCGAACUGGUCCUGCGGGAAGUCUACAAGAUUUCAUCGACCGUGCUGGGGCCCAAACACCUACAGUCCAUCUCGGCGCUGACGAAUCUGCAUCGCGCGCUGGAGCGGCAGAACCGUAUCGAAGAGGCCGCAACCGUCCUGAGACGCGCCAUCAGGGACUCGAAGGACACCCUGGGCGACAAUCACCCCCGAAGACUCGAGAGUCUCCGCUUACUCGCCCUGCUGUAUCAGCGGCAGGGCCAUGUGGACCUGACGGAGGACUUGUACUGGCAAGUUCUCGAGGGACGCCUCAAGAUGCUGGGCAAGAACCACACGUUUACCCAGGGCAUGAAGCGCGACCUGGAAGAAUUGCUCAAGGAGCGGGGGAAGUGGACUGUGGAGGAGAAGAAGAUGAGGAAGCGAGACGACGGGUCUCUGGAAGAGGUGGUGGUGCUCGCCGAAAGUAAUUCCCAACUGCGGCUGCAGGAUCUCUUCGAGUGGGAUUCAAAUGAGCAGUGGGACGACACGAGGAGCGAUGGCGGCAGUGAGACGGGGAGCGAUCAUGCGGCAUUCUGA
Messenger RNA from Fonsecaea multimorphosa CBS 102226, 2322 nucleotides. RefSeq lists its product as uncharacterized. Gene Ontology annotation, molecular function: protein binding. The coding region runs from base 1 to 2322 and encodes 773 amino acids. The transcript is spliced from 3 exons. The record is from RefSeq and is a predicted model, not a curated record. NCBI's taxonomy places the organism in Eukaryota, Fungi, Ascomycota, Eurotiomycetes, Chaetothyriales, Herpotrichiellaceae.